Messenger RNA from Penicillium malachiteum, 774 nucleotides. RefSeq lists its product as uncharacterized. The transcript has 2 exons. NCBI's taxonomy places the organism in Eukaryota, Fungi, Ascomycota, Eurotiomycetes, Eurotiales, Aspergillaceae. The coding region runs from base 1 to 774 and encodes 257 amino acids. The record is from RefSeq and is a predicted model, not a curated record.
AUGCCACCUUAUCUCCCCACACCCGAGGAGCUUGAUCGAAUGAACAACGAGUGGGUUGAACCAUAUGACCCCGAGAAUGGCCCAAAAAAUAUCGAGGACGGAAUCUAUGAGACUACUGUACGUGGUCAAGAUACUCAAGGAAGUUACUGGUACCAUUUGCCCCCUGGCUACAAUACCAACACCACCCAGACUUAUCCGGUAUUGAUCUGGCUACAUGGGGGCAUGUCCCGCGCAACGCUGCCAGUGGGCUGGUACUUGAAUUCGAUCGAUGGAAAAUUCCCGAUCGAGGAUGUGGUGAUUCAGAACUUCAUUCCGCAUAUCGACUCCACCUUCCGUACCAAUGGAAAGCGCGGAAUCGAAGGAUUCUCCAUGGGUGGAUACGGUGCUGCGCAUCUAGAUUGCCGCUACAAUGAACUGUUUCAUGGAGUCUCUCCAAUUGCACCAGCAAUUUUGCCUUCACUGGAUAAUGAACCGAAGGAGAGAGUUUGGGAUACAUUUCGCGGAGAUCAGGGAUAUUACGAUCUCAAUCACCCAGCACAUUUGCUGAGAGAGAAGAAGGAACAAGUUAAAUCAGCAACCAUUCGAGUACGUCUCUUAUCUGGAGGAGAUGACACUCGACUCACCGAGGCUAUUCAACUGUUGAGUAAAUUGAUGGCCGAUGCCGGCGUGGAGCACUACCGGAAGGAUGUCUUGGGUGCAGGCCAUGAAUAUGACUUGAUUUUACAAGGACUCGGGGAUGACGCAUAUGGAUUUUGGAAGGAUGCAUUUGAAUAG